GUGGCUUGCGCCCGAUCAGUUUCAAGUAGUAGACACACAGGAGCUCAAGAGUGAAUGGGAAAAUAAAUUCGUUGUAGCUACACAGGAUUUGAUCACAUAUCAAAGCACGAAAAUGUACCGAGGUCCGUCGAACCCGGACUACCAUCGAGCACCGGUACCUCCGUCAGGUUUCGGACACCCCGCAGCAUCAUUUAGACCUCCGCCGUUCUGUCCUCCUUUUGGGGUUCCUCCAGGCCCUCAAUACUGCGCUCCACAGCCGGGUCCUCCUCCGGGACGCCCGUACGGAACAGGGAAUGAAAACUACAACAGAGAAUCAUUCUACGAGAACCGACCCUUCACCAGCCACACUGCUGACCAGACUGGAUCCACGAUCAUCAGCUCUCAGCUCACACCUUCGAAUCAGCAUCAGCUUGGUCAGUCUUCACAAAGCUGGUCAACCCAAAGUCUAGAUGAGCAAAACCAAGAAGUCAGGAAAAAGGCAGAGGAGUUUCUCCGAAUCCUGCAGGCAACUGACCGGAUUGAGCUGGCAGUAGAUAAAAGUGACACCAGUGAUCGCACUGCAGACAAGCAUCCCAGCCGAGCGCAAAGUCGGAGCAGAGGGAGGAGCCGUCCACGCAGUCGCAGCAGAAGUCGUGGAAGGAGCAGGGGUCGUAGUCGAGCUCGGAGUCGCGGAAAGAGUCGGGCUCGCAGCAGAACACGCAGCCGUAGUCGCAGUCGAGCUAAAAGCCGCCCUAGGGCCAAAAGUCGUGCGAGGAGCCGCAGCCGCAGUCACGGGAAGAGCGUAACCAGCAGUAAGAGUCAGUCACGUCUGAGCCCCAGUCAGACCAAACAGUCUUACAGAGCGACCGCAGAAGGCAAUCACAGCUCUAGCAGCACCAGCAGUGGAGUGAGCCUUGGUGCUAGCGCCAUGCCUGAUCUAUUUCAUGGACUAAGACAGAUCCUACAGAACAAAGAUCUAGAGAAACACCUGCCUAUUGUCAAGAAUGCCCUCCUUAGAGACCAGAGUACUGAUGACACAAGGGGAAUGUUUCUGGGAAAUCAGUCUGCAGUUGGAGGCUUCCAGAACCCAGAGCCGAGGUUUGAACCUAAAACCUCUGCUGAACUCUGUUAUGGUGCCCUGCUUCCUCAUGAGAGGGCUGGCGGAGACUGCAGCAGCGUUUCCAAUAUCUUAUCCUGGAACACACCCAACCAGCUGCCUGAAUCCAAGCCUUCAUUCCAGAGUGUUGAAGACGAAGAGAAAUUCCUGUAUGGAGAGCAGGAGGAGAGAUCCAAACCUCAAGCUGUGACUGUCCCGUUGGCCCAGACAAGAUCCGCAAGGUCUCCAGUUCACCAUCUCAGUAAAGAACAGCAGACUCACAAUCUCCAGGAACCCAAAGCACACGGCAUGCCUGUCAGCGUGCAGCCUGCUGGUUUGGGCACGAUGAAAGUCACUCCAGAGGAAUGUGAGAAGGUGAAAAACCUCCUGAGGACCAUCGGUCUGAAUCCAGGCAUGACUGAUAUCUGUAAAAUGGCUGCCAGACUAAAGGAGAAAAAUGAAGGACAAGGAGCGGCCGCCUCGUUCCCGUUGCUCAAACCAGCCCUGGAGGCGCUGCAAGCACUGUCCAGAGCAUCCAAAACAGAUGACAGUAGGAGUAAUCGCUCUGGAAGCAGCCAUUCUACUCAAGAAUCCAAGCGAGAGGAGAAGAAGAUGGGUGAGAAGGAGCGAGAGAGACGAGAGAAACAGAUUCAAAAGAAACGGAAAGAGUACCUGGUGAAGGAACUGGAGGGUCUGAUGAAACAGGAAGGUAGUGGUGAUUUGAUCCCAGUGAUGGGUUUCUUCUGCCAGCGCUGUGAAGAGUUCUUCGGGGAUAUGAAUAGCGCCGAAAGACAUGUAGCAAGUCACAGCCGCAGUGAUAAAAACAAGACAACAGGUUCACAGGAGCAGCACAGGGAUGCUAAGAGACACGGAGAACAGCAUCACACAUCAUCUCACAGACGGGAGAGCCCAUCCAGUAGGGCGAAAUCCUCACGGCUUCACCACGAACACAGGGAACGCAGUCCUGACAGAAAGCGCAACAGAAACGAAAGAAGCCCUCAUCCUACUGACAUUAAACUCAAAAACGAGCCUGAGAGCAGUAAGGAUGAGAGUAAAGAAAAAUCCAAAGAGAAAAAGGGAAAAAUUGAUGAUGCAGACGAUGAUGUAGAAUCAACAAAGAGUGAGAAGAAGAGAAAGAAGAAGGAGAAGAAAAUGAAGAAAAAAGAAAAGAAGAAGAAGGACAAGAAAAAAGCAGAGGCUGAUAAAAAUUAACAUUUAAAGCUUAUGGUCUUUUAGGAGCAUCAGCUAUAUGUUUGAACUUUUGGGCCUUGGUUGUUGUGGUAGAUUUCAAUCAGCUUUCUUUAAGAGUCUUCUGUGAUUGAAAUUCCACCUGCAUUACAUACCAUACUGUACAUGUACUUUAAGUAUGGUUACAUUUAAAUGUGAACAGCCAAAUUAAAACUAAGGCAGAUAUUCUGGUAGCAUGUGCAGCCCAAACUGGGGUUUGUCCCAUUUGUCGUUGUCCUCCUAUUAACAGUGUUCCACAAACCAAACACUCUGCAACAGUCAUGUUCUGAAUUCACAUGUGGUUCUUGACUGAAAAAGAAAUAAAUAUUUUUUGGGUUAGAGGUUG
This is a messenger RNA of Pimephales promelas (fathead minnow), 2648 nucleotides long. RefSeq lists its product as uncharacterized. Gene Ontology annotation, cellular component: nucleoplasm. NCBI's taxonomy places the organism in Eukaryota, Metazoa, Chordata, Actinopteri, Cypriniformes, Leuciscidae. Gene Ontology annotation, biological process: positive regulation of DNA-templated transcription; negative regulation of DNA-templated transcription. The record is from RefSeq and is a predicted model, not a curated record.